Messenger RNA from Perca fluviatilis (European perch), 2158 nucleotides. It is a transcript of the gene ccdc47, whose product is annotated as coiled-coil domain containing 47. Bases 139 to 1611 code for a protein of 490 amino acids. NCBI's taxonomy places the organism in Eukaryota, Metazoa, Chordata, Actinopteri, Perciformes, Percidae. The transcript has 13 exons. The record is from RefSeq and is a predicted model, not a curated record. Gene Ontology annotation, biological process: endoplasmic reticulum calcium ion homeostasis. Gene Ontology annotation, cellular component: endoplasmic reticulum. Gene Ontology annotation, molecular function: calcium ion binding.
AUACUUUUUACUUUGAAAGAUCGGUCUUGUGUGUACUCACUGCUUCAAGUGUAACAUCAUUACAAGGACAGUUAAGGCUAGCUACUUGAGCUCAACCAGCGUUACGUUUAUUGUCACAGUAAUUCUCCAGGUCCCACCAUGCAACGUGCGUAUCUCCUACUGAUACCCGUGCUGCUGCUCCUCCUGGCCCUUCCCGUCUCCAGGGGACGCUACAAUGAUGACUUUGAUGAUGGCGAGGACCUAGCAGACUUUGAUGACAAUGACUUUGCUGAGUUUGAGGACAUGAAUGACGAUCCAGCAGCGGAGGCAGAAACUGCCCCUCCGCCUCGCGCCUCACCGUCCUCGCAGCCUGAAGAGGAUGAAGAUGAGGAUGAAGCCACUGUGGAGCUGGAAGAUGGCCUGGAUGGUUUUGAGGAUUCAGAGACACAGGAUCAAGACAUGUACAGCAAAUAUGACCAGGAGGAGUUUGAAGGGAUUGGGGACAUGGAAAAGACAGGCCACUCCAUGAAGGACCCCCUCAUAAUCCACACUGUACCUGCACAUCUGCAGAACAGCUGGGAGAGUUACUACAUGGAGAUCCUGAUGGUCACCGGCCUGUUGGCCUACAUCAUGAACUACAUCAUUGGCAAGAACAAAAACAGUCGCCUUGCUCAGGCCUGGUUCAACUCCCACAGGGAGCUUCUUGAGAGCAACUUUGCACUAGUGGGUGAUGACGGCACCAGUAAAGAAGCAGUGAGCACUGGGAAGCUGAAUCAGGAAAAUGAACACAUCUACAACCUGUGGUGCUCUGGACGUUUGUGCUGUGAAGGCAUGCUGAUCCAACUCAAGUUUGUAAAGAGGCAGGACCUGCUCAACGUUCUGGCCAGGAUGAUGAGGCCUGCCUGUGAUCAAGUGCAAAUCAAAGUGACUCUUAAUGAAGAGGACAUGGACACUUUUGUGUUUGCUCUUGGCACCAAGAAGGUGAUGGCCAGGCAUCAGAAGGAGAUGCAGGACUUGAGUGAGUUCUGCGGUGACAAGCCUAAGUCUGGGGCCAAGUAUGGGCUCCCAGACUCCCUGGCUAUUCUAAGUGAGAUGGGUGAGGUCACAGAUGGGAUGAUGGACAACAAGAUGGUUCAUUAUAUCACCAACCAUGCUGAGAAGAUCGAGUCCAUCCAUUUCUCGGACCAAUUUUCUGGUCCAAAAGUUAUGCAAGAGGAGGGUCAGCCCUUAAAGCUGCCUGACACCAAGAAGACGCUAUUGUUUACAUUUAUUGUGCCUGGCAUGGGCAACACCUCUCCCAAAGACAUGGACGCUCUGCUCCCUCUCAUGAACAUGGUGAUCUACAGCAUCGAUAAAGUCAAGAAGCUCCGUCUCAACAGAGAGGGCAAACUGAAAGCUGACAGAAACCGGGCCCGUGUGGAAGAGAACUUCCUGAAGCAGACUCACGCUCAGCGCCAGGAGGCAGCCCAGACACGCCGGGAGGAGAAGAAGAGAGCUGAGAAGGAGAGGAUCAUGAAUGAGGAGGACCCUGAGAGACAACGCCGUCUGGAGGAAGCAUCCCAGCGACGUGAGCAGAAGAAGAUUGAGAAGAAGCAGAUGAAGAUGAAGCAGAUCAAAGUGAAAGCCAUGUGAAAGACCACCACAGGGAUACAAGCACACAUGAAAGCAUUGCUCAGCUUCUCUAACCACAGUCCACAGCUCUGGCUCACAGUCGCUCUAAAUAGACAUCCUGUGCCUCUGGAUGUGUCAAGCUCUGCUGUCUCCAUUUGGUGUAGCUAAACCCAAAUGACUUGAGAGUGAACUGUCCAUGUCAAGUGAGAGGGACUCUUUCACCAUCAUAUCACCACAAUUCACGUCAGGGUCUUUCGUUUUUGUUUUUUUACUGUCCAACUAUUUUCUUAAAUUUAAUCAGAGCUCUGUUUGAAUGCUGGGUAGAUCUGUGAGCUUGUUUAAACUUCAUCUGCUGGGAAGGAACACACUAUUUGGUGGUAUUGAGCCACAUUUUAAAAGGAAUGGAAGCAUUGCUGUGGUUUCAUUGGAAAUGUAUUAGCAUUAAUAUAAUCUUAAAUGAUACUAUCAAGGAAAUUUUAUUUAUAUCUGCUAUGAGGUUGGUUUUUUGCAGGCUGUUUCUAAUGAAUAUCUGAGCAAAUAAUAAAAUGCACUGGAGUCUGUUGGAAAA